Caenorhabditis bovis is the source of this 2211-nucleotide messenger RNA. The record is from the annotation of a GenBank genome assembly. Lineage: Eukaryota; Metazoa; Nematoda; Chromadorea; Rhabditida; Rhabditidae.
AUGCCUGACAACUUGUCAUGUCCUAUUCCAAUGACUACGGUCUACACGCCACCAGAUGAUGCUCAAUAUUUGGAGCUCACUCCGCCUAUUGCUCCUGAAGGUAUAUCGGCCGGUGUGAUUAAUCCGACUUGUUCAUCGGCGUCAUUGUCUUCUUCUUCGGGGGUUCCUCAAUUCAUGGGACCCGUUCCUCCAUUCGGAUUUACAUCAUGCCCGCCACCUACUGGAUCUAUUCAAGCUGAUUGGUCCACGAGCGCCGCGAUAUCAAUGGAUCCUCCGUCAACCUUCUCUCCAUCUCCGACAACAGCCAUCACAUCCAACACUAGACUAUUGGAUCUGUCACUGGCAACAGCGUCGAACGACACUUAUUCCUUGCCAGUUGCUGCUCAACAGAAGACCAUUCCACCAGGGGAUGCUAAAUCCAAUGGAGUCCUAACGCUUCAAGAAAUAUUGGCAGUAUACAACGAAAUAAUUAAGAAAGGGAAUGCCACUCAGCAUCAUAUUGGAACUGCAUGCCUCCGUCUCACUAGCAUUGCAAUGCGCUAUGAAGCAUUCAUCAGCGGGAAGGAUGUUCCGAUAGUCACAAUGAGAAGUUUAUGGAUCAAUUUCGAGCGAGAUUUAGCUUUUAAAAAAGAGGAUAUGUAUUUUUUGACCCUAGACCUAAAAACAAUUAUAACGCGGAAGGAUCUGUGGCAGCUUGCUGACAACUUCUAUGAAAAAAUUAUCGAAAGCGGCUAUGAAAUUUUGCAUACAUUUGCCGAGAAUCCUCUGAAGUUGUAUACAUUUGAGGAGCUCCUUCAUUUUGCGGAGAAUCAUCUUAGAGAUAGACGCUACCAGCAUUUGGAAUAUCUCGCAAAAAUGCAUCGCAAUGGCCGCCGAAUUGUACGCGAUAUGAACAAAUUGUAUGAGGAGAUACCAAGAGAGCAAAAGAAUGAUCUCGAAGGCCAAUUACUUUGCGAUCGACUGAAUCAGCAGCGUCAAAAGCAACUCAAGAUUAUCGACGAAAUUCGGGUUGUUCAUGAGAAAAUCACGCAUACCGUCGAAGUCAAUUAUCCAAAGCAAUGGAAGAAAAUAUCGGAGAUCAGAGAAAGAUGUAGAAGGCCCGAGUGCAAAGGCCGAAAGUGCUAUCCAUAUGAACGCCUUAAAGAUUCGGAAGAGGAGCGUGCUCGAUUGGAAACGAUAAUUAAAGAAAUCGGUAUCGAUAUACAAAUGAAGGCGCAACUGGCACAUGGCGCGCCGCGCUAUCGAGAAAUCUUGCAAGCUCACGCCGAAAGUCCAAUUGACACGAAGAAUUCGAUUCUGUCUUCGCUGAUCAAUGAACCCGAUGAAGGAAAAUGUGAUAAGAGAUUAUCAGAAGCACCGCAAUAUGGCAUGCUCGUUCACUCGUCUCCCCAAUCUUCGAUUCAGACGUUUCCAAUUACUGAAGAGGCGAAAUCUCUUGGAUCGUCGACGUCGACAACAAUUUUUUCGCCAACGUCGGCGUUUACGCAUAUUCAACCAAAGUUUACCACAGCGGUGAAUUAUGAUUCCUCCUCUUCGACCGGCAUGCCUUCUUUCCCGUUCGAUUCAACCGGCUUCAUGAAUCAUCCGAAUCAUUCAUUCAAUUCGAAUGAGGAAAUUGUUAAAAUGGUGCAACAUCAAAUCGCUGAGCAGAAAUCAUAUUACGACAGUCUUAAGUAUCAACAGCAGCCGAUGCAAGCGAGGAGGGCGAUCGAGGAAAUGACAAGAGGGCAGGCGCCACAGAUCAACAUGGUUCAGAACAUGUCGACAAUGCAUGGAAACAAUCCUCAGCCAUUGAUGCAAUCGGCCCCAGUUUUAAGACCGACGGCGAGAUACCCUUGCGUUCCCCCAAGUCAACAGCAAUUUGUGCAUGAUGCGCCGGUGCGUCCGAUGCAAGCAAUGGAGCAGCAGCGAGCUCAAGAAAUGCCUAACAUGGACUCAAUUCACCCGGCAAGUCAGAUGAUGCCAUUGACUCCGCUGUAUCCGAUGCAUUUCAUGCCGCCAACGGAAGACCAACAUUCCAUGAGAGAGCUCCAGCAACAUUUUGCGGCACAAGCUCAGUACCAAGAUAGAAUGGACCAUGCCCGUCAGCAGUUUUUAAUGCCGCAGUUUCAUUUCCGCCAUCCACUGAAUUCGAUGCUGCGUGUUCGACAGCAGUUCCAAAUGCCGAAUAUGCGUCGAGCUCAGCCGAGACCGCCAAAUCGUAGACAGUAG